Molecule: messenger RNA, 1188 nt
Organism: Cyclocybe aegerita
Lineage: Eukaryota; Fungi; Basidiomycota; Agaricomycetes; Agaricales; Hemipholiotaceae
Source: the annotation of a GenBank genome assembly
AUGCUGAAGAAGUUGGCAACACGCGCAGUGUAUCACCUCGCCACACUCUCAGACACCCACCCUCUUUGCUCCAUGUUGGGCAAGGGACUCCUCAAACGGGCGGUACCACAUGCCCACCCAGCCACCUUGAUGACCCCAGCCAUGCGAGGGAAAGUCAAGAGCACCGUCAUGGAGGUGGAUGAACGUGUCCACACCUUAACUGAGAGCUUCGAGCCUUUUGCGCCUGAAGCUCGCCCAGACGAUCGGUUACUGGACCGCUAUGCAGACCGUCUCCACUUUGAUGAGCACGAUCCUACCCAGGAUAGGGCCGACCCAUUAACAGUACUGGCUGCAACUGAUGGCUCCGUCCCUCAGUCCAAUCAGUAUCAGGUGGCUUCAGCUGCCAUCAUCUACAAGGGACAUUGUGAGCUCGAAAGGACUCGCUAUGUCUCUGGCAGGGUUACCGCCCCAGAUGCGGAACUCAAUGCCAUCUUGUGCGCAGUGCGCCUUGCUGUCAAGCAGGCAAACUGCCAACAUAUUAUGGUCUUUACUGACUCUAUGGGCUUGGCCCAUAGAGCGGUCGACCCCAGUGUGCACUCUGGUCAGGCUUUUAGCCUGUCAGUCUGUCGCGUCCUUCAAGAGUGGUUUGAGGUGGACGAUCUCCGCCGCAUCACCUUUAUUUACGUUCCAUCUGCUCUGCGGUGGGAUAUUCAUGGUGAGGCACACAGGUACGUCACCGAACUCAAAGUUAGGGUUGGACGUUGCAAGACGGACAACUCUAUAGAUGCGCUACGCUCACGGGCUGCGCACUCAGUCCUGGAUUUGUGGGGUUCCACUUUCCAGGAUCCAACCUACCGAGGCUCUGAAUUCUUAGAGCUUCAACAGCCUGACGGGCAGCCGCUACAGCCAUUGUACCUCAAUGGGGGACCUUGGCUUUCAACAUUCGGACACAGUAUUUCUGAGUUCGCCCGCAUGUGCUGGUGUAUAACUGGCCACGCGCCCAUUGGAGUGUAUUACCGUCGCUUCAAGAUCAACGAGCCUCAUGGCUGCACUUGCGGGGCUGCUCUGCAGUCCUGUCAGCAUAUCCUCUUUCACUGUCAUGAUCAAUAUUCUGUACAUUAUCCCCGUUUUCUUGGGGAUAUUGCAUCGUUUAUGAAGUACAACCCUACAGUGUUUGGCUUCAACCGGGACCCUUCGGGUGUUGGAUAA